UACAUGUUCCCAUGCACACUUCUUAUUCAUCGUUAAUUCAAUUCACAAGCUAAGUUAAUUCUACUGUGUAGUGCAAUGGCAUCCUCCAAAUUCUUAUUUCCUUUUCUGCCUCCUCUGGCGUUCUUCUUCUUCCUCCUCCUCCUCCUCCUCAACCACGGCGGCGCAUCGCCGCAGCUCUCGACGGACUUCUACUCCAGGUCGUGUCCCCGAGUGUUUGACACCGUGAGAUCGGUAGUCCAAUCCGCCAUCCAAAAGGAGAGGAGGAUGGGAGCUUCCCUUCUUCGCCUCCUCUUCCAUGAUUGUUUUGUUCUAGGUUGUGAUGCAUCGUUGUUGUUGGACGACACGCCGACCUUUAGAGGGGAGAAGACGGCGAAGCCAAACAACAACUCCGUCAGGGGUUUCGACGUCAUCGAUCGGAUCAAGGCGGCGGUGGAGAAGGUGUGCCCCGGGGUGGUGUCGUGUGCCGAUAUCUUGGCAAUUACUUCAAGGGACUCUGUCGUCAUUUUGGGAGGGCCGAACUGGGAGGUGAAGCUGGGGAGAAGGGACUCGAGGAAGGCGAGCUUCGCAAAAGCAAACACGGAAAUUCCUCCGCCUUUCUCGUCCCUUGCCAAUCUCACUGCUUUCUUCGCGAGGAAGGGGCUCUCACAAGGAGACAUGAUCGCGCUUUCUGGUGCCCACACGAUAGGCCUAGCCCAGUGCUUCACCUUCAGAGACCGCAUCUACAACGACACCGACAUCGACGGCUCCUUCGCGAAGAUGAGGCAGGCCAAUUGCCCCAGACCCGUUGGCUUCGGCGACAGCAACCUGGCACCGUUGGACCUGCAGACGCCGACAGUGUUCGACAACGACUACUACAACAACCUCGUCGCCUUCAAGGGCCUCCUCCACUCCGAUCAGGAGCUCUUCAAAACCAUCGGCAGCAACAGCGCGCCCCUGGUCAAGUACUACGCCGGCAACACCGCUGCCUUCUUCAACGACUUCGUCGUGGGGAUGAUCAAGAUGAGCGACAUCCGGCCACUGACCGGCAAGAAGGGCGAGAUUAGGAAGAACUGCAGGAAGGUGAAUUAAUCCAUUGUCUAGGGCAUCCGUGCACAUGGACGGGAUACGCUGAAGCUAUGCUGCUUAAAUAAUGCGGUCGAUCGAGAGCUGUUGUUCCUUAAAGUGUUUCGAGUGUUUGAUCUUCUUUGUUUCGUGAUCAGUUGUCUGAAUUAUGCAUUGUGUUUUAUACUUUGUUUCACUGUGUUGGUCAUCCCAAGUGUUGCAUAAAUAAUGUUGAAUCCAAUAAUAUUGUAUAA
Molecule: messenger RNA, 1295 nt
Organism: Zingiber officinale
Lineage: Eukaryota; Viridiplantae; Streptophyta; Magnoliopsida; Zingiberales; Zingiberaceae
Product: peroxidase 4-like
Exons: 4
Coding region: 76-1068 (330 amino acids)
Biological process (GO): response to oxidative stress; hydrogen peroxide catabolic process
Molecular function (GO): heme binding; peroxidase activity
Source: RefSeq, a predicted model, not a curated record